CAGGGCAUGGCCGGCCACACCUUGUCUUCUCGGGCACCCUCUGCUCUGCCUUAUCCUCUAUCAUUCUUCUUCUCCUUCGUCUUUCCCCAGCACAUCUCCCUCUCUCUCUCCCCUUGGCUCUUUUUGUUCCAGAGCACACGGAACUUGCGGAGCGGGCUCGACGGCCGGCGGGGCUCAAGGCGCGGCGGACGGCGGGGCUCGGGCCACACCUUGGCAUGGCGGCUCCCUCCCACAGUGCCAGCAGGUGCUCCGUGCUCGAAUCCUCCACGCGCAUGGUCCUGCCCCGCCCCCUCCCACAGCGUUCUAGAGCUUGGGAAAGUCGCCGCCGUGGCCAUGGUGCUGCGGGCCCGGCGGCGGCGGACGCGGAGCGGCGCGCGGCGGACGCGGACACGGUGGGUGCGAGGGCCCAGCCGACGGGGGAUCCCGCAGCGGCGCUCGACGGCCGGCGGCGCGCAGGCUUCCGCGGAGGCGGCGGGCGGCGGACGCGCGAGCGGCGGCAGGAGGAGUGCGCAGGCGAGCGGCACGCAGGCGGGGGGCGGUGCUCGCGCGAGCGGCGGCAGGAGGAGCACGCAGGCGGGCGGCACGAGGCGGCCUGCCGGCCGACUUUUUUUUAAUUUUUUUAUUCAGUUUGUCGGGGCGGGUGAUCCCCUCGCCCGCCCGUGAAAAUUGUUUUGUAUGAACGAGUGAUGGGGUGAUCCGCCCUUGAAUAUAUAUUUUUAAAGGGUGGACGUCGCAUCUGUCCCUGCAAACAGUUAUUUUUAGCUGCGGAAAACAGGGGCGGGUGCAAUGUCCGUUCCUAAAAAUACUAUUUCACCGUCUCUAUAAACCUUUUUUUUUGCAGUAGUGUCA
Messenger RNA from Panicum virgatum (switchgrass), 849 nucleotides. RefSeq lists its product as uncharacterized. The coding region runs from base 216 to 614 and encodes 132 amino acids. The transcript has 2 exons. The record is from RefSeq and is a predicted model, not a curated record. NCBI's taxonomy places the organism in Eukaryota, Viridiplantae, Streptophyta, Magnoliopsida, Poales, Poaceae.